UAAGAGCAAGAAACAUACAUUAGUUUUCUAGGAGAUGACAUACCAACUAUUUAACAUGCAAUUUGAGAAGUAGAAAUAGGUCAAGUUUGCAAUAGCUUUGAUAGAAAUAGAAUAAUUGUAAUGUUGCUGAAUGAAACUUAACCAACAUCAGAUAAUUUUCCAUAUAAAGAAUGGUAAGUCAAUCUACCUGCCAAACAGAAUAAUUGAAAUUACCAAAAUGGAUUUCAUCAUACCAUAUAAAUAAAUCAUCUUAUGCCUUCACAUAGACUUAAUCUGCUGAUUUCGCUCUAGAGGUAAUCUGAGGAUUGCUUGUUUGUCACAUAAGUUUAGGUUGUAUGACAAAGAAUGGUAAGUCAAUCUACCUGUCAAAUAGCCGUCAAUGUUCUGCAAUAUGAACCUCAUUGUUGUUAAUCAUUGACUAGCCUAGGCUUCUUUGUCACAUAAGUUUAAGUUGCAUUACAAGGAGGGGUAAGUCCAUCUACCAGCCAAAUAGUCAUCAGUGUUUCGUGGUAUGAAUCUUUAUUGUUAAUCAAUGACUUUCCUAGGGUUUAUCUAACUUGAUAGGCUACUGUGACACCUUCGGCAAUUCUUUUGACAAACUGUCUCAACUUGUAGUCAUGCUCGACAGCCAACACAUUGAUGGACAAGGUCUUAAACGGUAUGACUAUGUAUUAGGCAAUAUUGAAAAGAAAAAUAAAAGUUAGUAAAAAGCUCAUUACCAUGAGAAAGAACCAAGGUUGAUAAAUAUUCUGUCACCCACUUAAAGGUUCAACAAGCCACUAUCACAAUCCCACACUCCAAAAUUCAUCGUGUAGUUUUGCUCACGGACAAAUUUUUAAAAACAAUCCUUUUUCAAAAUUAAUGAGCAAAAUCGACCUUUUCACAAAAAAAACAUCAAAAUCGACCCUUGUCAUCUCAACUCAGAUGAAAAGGGUCGAUUUUGCUGGGGGUAAUUUUUCAAACUACACGGGAAGAUUUUGCUGCAGGUAAUUUUUCAAACUACACGGGACUACUAAUCCCGUGUAGUUAAAGCAUGCUAAUCUAGGAUUAGCAUGUCAAACCAAAUGGAUGUGACUAGUAGUCUCGUCAAUUACAUGUCAAAGGGCCAAACUCGUCCUUUUCUCUCUCUCUCUCUCACUGAUCUACAGGCGAAAACAGGAAGAUGUCGAAGCCCUGGGGCAGCAUCGGCGCCUGGGCCCUGGAGGCCAAGCUCGCAGAGACCGAGGAACGCGAACUCACCGUCGUCUUUCCUCCCGAUCUAUUCUCGUCCCUGAAGGAGGCCGCAGCCUCCUCCAAGUUCCUCACCCACGACGAGCUCCUUCGCCUCCCCACGAGCCCCAAGGAGCGCUCCACCGAGGAGCUUGAGGGCUCCCAUGGGUUCCGGUCCUAGGGAUGCGGUGUCGGCGAGGGCGCGGGACCCACAGCUAGGAGGCCCUACGACGGGGGGUUCGACGAGGAGGGGCGUCGAGGCCCGUCGUAGUCUAGGGCGCCCGAUCUGGAUAUGCCCUUGAGGGCCGAUAAGGCUGAUAACUGGGCCGUGGGGGAAAAGGCGUCGUCUUUUGGGCAAGGACCAGGACGGCAGGACGAUAGGUAUGAAUCUCUGGGGUCCAGGAGCUCGUCGAAGGCCGACAAGGUCAAUAACUGGUUUAGUAACAAGAAGACGGUGGUCUCGGGACCACCGGUGCCUUCGAGGUACUCUGGAUUUGGAUAUGGGUUUCAUAAAUCAGCAGUUGGAUCAUCGGAUUCAGAUAGAUGGGCUCGAGGAGGAGGAGAGAUGAUGAUGUCGAAUGUUGGGGAUCGUGGUGUGCCUGAGAGGAUAAGGCUUGUACUUGAUCCUCCGAAGGGGUAGACAUCAACGUAGAUGAGCUUUGACAUGAAAUGGACAGGACUACUAGUCCCGUCCAUUUGGUUUGACAUGCUAAUCCUAGAUUAGCAAGCCUUAAAUACAUGAGACUAGUAGUCCCGUGUAGUUCAAAAAAUUACCCACAGCAAAAUCGACCCUUUUCAUCUGAGUUGAGAUGAAAAUGGUCGAUUUUGCUGUUUUUUUUUUGAAAAGGUUGAUUUCGCUCAAUAAUUUUGAAAAAGGUUUGUUUUUAAAAAUUUGUCCUUUUGCUCACAGGCAUUUCCUUCCGACAACUAAAACCAACUAUAUUCUUACAGUAUUUUUAUUCAUCUCAGCACACAAAAAAAAAACUAAACAAAAAACAAAAAAGAUCGAACAAAGGGGUAGUGGGUUACUAAUGCAAAAGAUUGACGUUUAUACAUAUUCCGGUACAUCUUUGGUUCUAAAGUUUUGAUAAUUAAAACCAUUUAUGAUAAUCUCCUCAAUACACAUCAAAACACCAACUUGAAAGAGAGAAGUAGUAGGGAUAUUCCAAUGUGAUCGUAUCAGAAUGCGUAAGUUAACCAACUCAAUCCAAUACCAACUAAGCAAUUCCAUGACAGGAUUUUAAAUAAAAAGACAAAUUUUUUUCUUUCAGAACAGAUACAGACAGGAUAAAGGAUUUCCCUUUCCUCAAAAUCAUCUAAAAGCAUGAAAUCUACUGUACUAAACACCAAGAAUGCCACUUUAUCACUAAACAAAAUCAAUAAUAAAAAGAAAAAUAAG
This is a messenger RNA of Asparagus officinalis (garden asparagus), 2608 nucleotides long. RefSeq names its product eukaryotic translation initiation factor 4B1-like. Bases 1163 to 1390 code for a protein of 75 amino acids. The record is from RefSeq and is a predicted model, not a curated record. Gene Ontology annotation, molecular function: translation initiation factor activity. The transcript has a single exon. Lineage: Eukaryota; Viridiplantae; Streptophyta; Magnoliopsida; Asparagales; Asparagaceae.